This is a messenger RNA of Symbiodinium pilosum, 411 nucleotides long. The record is from the annotation of a GenBank genome assembly. Lineage: Eukaryota; Dinophyceae; Suessiales; Symbiodiniaceae.
AUGCCAGCACCGUCGCUGGCCUGCUUGGAAGCGCAGCUGUCCAUGGAGAAUGACAUGCUACGUUCGGUGACGUCGGCGAUGCGCUUGGCCGCAAGCCUUGACGUCCUUUCUCCUGGCGAUUCUCUUUGCUCCAUGCCAGGCACUGAAGCGGACUCAAUCGGACAAACAGGUUGGCAUCCAGUCUUAUCUGCAAGAUUGAUGGUUGAGCACAGUUUAGCCCAAGGCCACGUAGCCUUUGGCCUUUGGCCGUCGGCGCAGCUUUUUCUCUAUGCAAGAGCUUUCAGCCUGGCUCCUUCACGUGGAGUCCAAAAAAGGAGGCAAUUUGCACAGCAGUGGCACAUAAGGUCAUGGCAAGGGGAGUCGGCGAGCGAUCCAAAGCCUCAGGCUACAGAUAAACAAGCACAGCGGUGA